AGAUAGGGUAAAGCAAUAAUAGAUAACCUUUGACCAAAGGUUGUCGACAUAAUAAUUUUACUGCCACAAAUUGAAAAAAAUGUGUCUAUUAACAACUGUAGUUGUCGAACUUUAAAAAUUGUUUAAAACGCUCGUUUGCAGAAGAUCUUGUACAAUGAUUCACGCAAUAAUAUUAGUGCGCAAUUAAGGGUUACGUUCUGUGCCGAGCAAAUUGAAAUGUACACGGUAAUUGCGUUCGUUAUUGCAAUUUUAAUUAGUACCAACAGCGCUACACUUAAUAAAGUGAAAACGGACAAGUUUGAUAGCUACAGCGUAUUUUUAAAUUAUGGCGGCCAAAAGGUUUCCAAAUUGGUCAAGGGUAAUUUAGAAAACGCAGUGAUUAAGUCAAAAGUUGAAGUGCUGGGUGAGGUAUUCAAGAAACAUAUAGACUCAAUUAAAGUUUGGCCCAAAUUGGAUAUAGUAUUUUUGAUAGAUGCUUCUUCAAGUGUUGGCGAGGAUAAUUUUAAAAGUGAACUGAAAUUUGUUAAGAAAUUACUUAGCGAUGUUGUUGUUGAUUUUGAUCAUUCCCGUAUCUCUGUGGUUACUUUUAGUUCUAAAGACAGUGUGAUAACAAAUAUUGAUGGAAUAAGUAAACCUGGUAAGCGAAACAACAAAUGUUUAUUGCUGAAUAAAGAACUGAGCAACAUCAGGUACAUCGGUGGAGGUACCUACACAGUUGGAGCGUUUGGAGCCGCAAAAGAUAUAUUUCAACACAGCCGCAAUGAUACCAAAAAGAUUUUAUUUUUGAUAACCGAUGGUUACUCGAACGGAGGGGAUCCUGUGCCUCUAUCAAUCGAAUUAAAAAAACAGGGUGUUACCGUUUUUACCAUUGGGAUCCGGAAUGGAAACUACAAAGAGCUGUAUAUGUUAUCGUCGUCGCCAGGAGAAUACUACAGCUACCUGUUGGACAGUUUUGAAGAGUUCGAAAGCUUGGCUCGUAGAGCUUUGCACGUUGACAUAAAGGACGGAGACUAUUUAUCUCUGGGCAGCAGUGCACCUUGUAACAAACUGUGCGCUACCGGUAACUGUUGCGAUGAUAACGCGGUCUGCACGUGCGGAACAUCUACUGGGCACUAUACCUGCUUGUGUAAUCCUGGGUAUUACGGGUCGGGUUUAAGAAACUCGUGCUUUGCAUGCCCUUCGGGAUCUUUUGCUGAUGGACCCAACAGUUGCCUGCCGUGUCCGGACGUUCACCACGUUACCACCCCUCCAGCGCUUGGUAUUAAAAGUUGUCAGUGUAAAACGGGAUAUAGGGCAACUGAUCGGAAUGGUUGUGAAACAAUCAAGUGUCCAAAGCUGUCUCCACCUGAGCACGGAUACUUCGUUCGGAAGAAGGAUUGUGGAAACGUAUUAAACAACGCGUGUGGUGUGCGCUGUGAGGUCGGCUAUACUUUAAUUGGUAGCAGCAUUCGAUUGUGCCAACUUAGUGGUACUUGGAGCGGUGAUCCACCUUCAUGCCAAGUAAAAACAUGUAGUGCCCUUUCGGCACCCAGUCACGGUUUUAUCUCGUGCGAGCACAAUGAUUUGGGAAUAAAAUACAAUCGGACCGACGAGCCACUUCCUGUUGAUACUGUAUGCGAAUUUAAGUGUGAAAAUGGACGGACAGUGGUUGGUUCCUCACAACGAACGUGUCUACCGUUGGCUCAAUGGGAUGGCUUGAAAGUAUCUUGUAAAUUGAUAAAGUGCAACAAGCUCUCCAACAUACCUUUUGGAACGAUUGAACCAAAGUCGUGCACUACUGCUAAACAGUCAUUUGGUAAAAAGUGUACCUACACCUGUCAGGAAGGAUUCAAAAUAAGCGGACCUUCAGAACGGAUUUGCACAGGUAGGCAUGGAAUUUGGAGCAAUAAGUCGAAACAGAGCUACUGUGAGGACGUUACCCCACCUACGUUAGAAUGCCCUCCCGAUAUUGUCGGGCAUACGAGUUUGGAUAAAAAAUUUGGUACAGUUACCUGGAAUGCACCCAACGUGACAGAUAACUCUGCCCUGAACGUAAGUGUUUGGUUAAAACCUGCAAUUAAAAACAUCUCCGCGUUCAAAUUCAAAAUCGGAAGGACGAUGGUAACGUACUUUGCUCAAGAUAUUGCCCAAAACACCGCGCAAUGUAGUUUUACAGUGGAAAUUCAAGACAUCCAACCGCCAUCGAUCGAAGAUUGUGUGGACCCAAUCCCAUUUCUGUCUUCAGACACUGAUGGUGCAAAUAUUACUUGGGAUGAGCCAAUGAUCUUCGACAAUUCAGGGUUUGUUACGAUCGCCCAAUCACACGAAUUUGGCUUUUUCAACGUUGGUACGACAUCAGUAAAGUACACGGCGACAGACGGUUCAGGAAACGUUAACACUUGCACAUUGAAUAUCACGAUUAUAGAAUCGCAAUGCUCGCCUUUGCCUGACCCAAUUUUUGGAAGAAGCGAGUGUGUCUCUCUAAACAGUAGCAUCCAGUGCGUGGUCACCUGCCAAGACGGUUAUGCUAUUCCAAUUGCGUCCCCCGGUGAUGUGUUGGAUGUCGACAGCAGCGGAUCGCAAUUUUUUUGUGAUAACUCGGACGCAAUUUGGUAUUCCAAAGAAAAUAGCGCAUUUCCUGAUUGUACAAUAACUCAAUUACCAGUGGAAACGACUCAAAACGGUACAGUCACAUUCCUAAAAGAGAGCGAGGAGGAUAUCUGCAGCAACUCCAGCGCUUUAACUGAGAUUGCAAAUGACUUAUCCGUUACGUUAGGCAUUAAUAUUCAAGAGACGUGCACAACAGGCAUUUCUUGCAAAAUUAAUACAAGCGUUGUUUGCGAAAGCCUCGAAGAAUCGGAUUAUGAAGAGAAGACCAACAUUAUCAAACGAGAAACCUUGGGCAAGCCCACCAAGAGAAAGAGGCACAAAAAACAACGCGUGAAGAUCAAUUUUGAAAUUACGGCUAGUAUCUCGGACACUGUUAACGCGACUACAUUUCGAGAGCUUCCAAAAUUAGACAAAAUUCGCUUACCGGACAACACUACGGUUAAUGUCGCGAUUGAUCACAGUGAUUUCAGGUGUCCUUCGGGACAUGUACGUAGAAAAAUGCGUUGCGUACAGUGCCCAAAAGGUACUUUUCACAACGUUAGCACUGGAACCUGUCACAGUUGCCCCAUAGGUUUUUACAGUGAUAAACCUGGACAAAGUAGUUGUACCAUUUGUCCGGUGAACCAUUCGACUAAAAGACUGCAUUCCAAGUCAAUUAGUGCAUGCAUAGCGCACUGCCCGCCCGGAACGCAUAGUCGCAGAAGAAUUUUGAAACCUACAAAGCAUCAUCCAAACACAACCAUUACCCACAUGACGCUUAGGCCUCACUGCCGUUCCUGCUCUAUUGGGCAUUAUCAAGCUAACUAUGGGCAGUUAUCAUGCCGCGCCUGUCCAGAUGGAUACACGACGCCAUCGCAUAAAUCAACGUCGUUGGAGGAGUGCAUUUUGGCGGAAACGCACAUCUGUAACUCUUCGAGCGUGUGCAACACCGGCAAGUGUGUUGAAGAGGAUUCUUUUUAUUACAGCUGUUCGUGUGACAACCAAUACAUAGGUUCCCACUGUGAAACCAAGGUUUCAAAGUGCGCGUCGAACCCUUGCUUGAAUGACGGAAUUUGCACACCAACGUCCGAAGAUGCUUUUAAUUGUCAGUGCAAAGAAGGGUAUUCUGGUGAAAUAUGCGAGGAAGUUGAAGACAGAUGCUCGAAGAACUGCCUCAACGGUGGAAAGUGCGACAAAAAUGAUGACGAUGUCGAAAUGUGCGUUUGUUUGGAAGGAUUCGCCGGAUCAUUCUGCGAAACAAAGUGGAGCUAUUGUUCUACUGGUAUUUGCGAGCAUGGAACCUGUCGUGAGGAUACGCAAGGGUAUCGUUGUCUAUGUAGAGACGGAUACAUGGGGAAACGGUGCAAUAUUUUACCGUGCGAUUAUAAGCCGUGCGCAAAUCACUCCGUAUGCAUGAACUUAAAUGUUGCAAACGCUACACGGGCUAGUUAUCGAUGCGAAUGCCCAAAGAAUUACGAAGGCCCAACUUGCUCAACUCUCAUAAACUACUGCGCAAGCAACCACUGUUUAAAUAACGGAAAGUGCACCAAUAGCGAGGAGGGUCCCUUUUGCAACUGCCCAAAACCAUACUAUGGCAGCAACUGCCAGCAAAAACGGAAUAGCGACUAUAUUCUAAGAUUUCCAAGAUCAGGCACAACUGAUUUUGUUAAACUGAAUGGAUUCGAACAAAAUCUCACAGAGAUCUCCACUUGCCUUUGGAUGGUCACCAGAGACAACUUUAAUUACGGCACAUUAUUAUCGUAUGCUACUUACGAAUUCGACAACACGUUCACACUAACGGAUUACACAGGGAUGGUGGUGUACAUUAAUGGUGAUCACAGAAUCACAGAUGUUUAUUUGAACGAUGGUCUUUGGCACUUUUUCUGUCUGACAUGGGCUAGCAGAGAGGGUUCCUAUAAGAUGUAUGUCGACGGAAGUCUCGUACAGAGCGGACACGGGCUAGCCAAUAACACCUACAUUCAAGGAGGUGGAAAAAUGAUUAUUGGUCAAGAGCAAGAUGUACUUGGUGGAAAAUUUAGCCAAUCGGAAUCCUUUUUAGGCGAAAUAGCUUACCUAGACAUGUGGAGUAGGGUUCUCACUGAGGAGGAAAUACUAAAUUACAUGAACGACUGUGAAGAAAGUGAAUUAGGUGACAUAUACCCUUGGUCAACUAUACAAGAGUAUAUUCACGGGGAAAUUGAAGUAUUACCAUCUACAUUUUGUAAGAGUUGUGAGGCACAGGAAAGAUUGGAUGAUGGGCAUGUGCAUGUUUUGAAUAAUCGGGCGUAUUACGAGUGUAAUAGCGGAUUUAAACUGUCAACUUCAGAGUACAACAAAGGUCGCAAAUGUUCGAAAGCGUCCAAAUGGAUGGGAUCGACGGUGCCAAAAUGCGAGAAGAUUUACUGCGGCUAUCCUGGUUACUUGCAUCACGGCGAGGUGAUUGGUCGAGAUUAUUUCUAUAACGAUACUGUGCAAUUUACCUGUGAAAAAGAAUACAAGCUAAUUGGAAAUCCGGAACGUACGUGUCUAGCGAAUGGUUCAUGGUCUUUUGAGCAACCAUCUUGUGUUGGCACCCAAUGCAAAUUUGUGUACCCGGAACACAGUCUAGUCAAUAUAACAAGUGAGUAUUCAGAUGAAUAUUUAGAAGGACGAACAGAAAUGGAGGUUGGUACUGAAAUUGAAAUUAGCUGUCAGGAUGGUUGGGAAGUUAACGGAGUCAGCGUAUUAAAAUGUCUUAGUAGUGGAAGUUGGGAUAACGUAAUCCCUCAAUGUGUGCAGAAGACAAAUGCGUGGUUGCCAUGCUCUUUGGAGCAACUACCUAAGGCCCCAAAAAAUGGUUACACCGUCAUAGAAAGUUUGAACGCAUACACCCACGGUGACACGGUUUUCGUACACUACAAGUGCAAACAAGGGUACAGAUCGCUUGGUGUUAGCACUUCAGAAUGCAUUCUUGACGGUUAUUGGACUGAGAUCAGCAUGAUCUGCGAAUACAUAAGUUGUCCAAAUGCACCGCAGCCUCCAAACAUGCAUCGCAAAGGUUCUAAUAGCUCUUUUACAUUUGGAACGGUGCUCCCUUACGAGUGCGUAGAUGGCUACAGAUUGUUUGGUAAAGCGACUACACGAUGCCUCGCCAACGGAAAGUGGUCACGUGUGCCAGGAAAGUGCAUAAAGAAGUCAUGUUUCAAGCCAAAGGUCAAAGAAACUACUACUAUCCAAGGGAAUUCCUACUUAUUUCAAGAUCAGGUGACACUAACUUGCAGAGAUAAGAAGGAAUAUACUAUGACAUGUGGGCCCUCGGCAAAUUGGGAAGGAGAUUUGGGCCAGGAAUGUUGAAUGAAUAAACACGUGUAAAGAAAACGAUGAAAAUGAUAUAAAAUUAAAUGAAGUUACGUAUAAUACACUCGA
Molecule: messenger RNA, 5973 nt
Organism: Photinus pyralis (common eastern firefly)
Lineage: Eukaryota; Metazoa; Arthropoda; Insecta; Coleoptera; Lampyridae
Product: sushi, von Willebrand factor type A, EGF and pentraxin domain-containing protein 1-like
Exons: 27
Coding region: 217-5901 (1894 amino acids)
Molecular function (GO): calcium ion binding
Source: RefSeq, a predicted model, not a curated record